CUGAAACCUAAUUGAAUGAGUAGCUGCCACGUAAGCGCAACGUAGGAUAUAUAAGAGAUAAUUAAUUUUAGUGUUGUUCUAUAAGCCAAGCUGGGGGGCAGUUUGCUGUGAUCGACGAUAGAACAACGGAACACGUAAUAUGAUUUCGAUUAGGAUUCUCUUUGUCCCGCUAGUCUUCGUGAGUUUAGCGAGAGAAGCUGUGAGCAGUCCCAACAUUGCCAGCAAUGCAACAGACUUACAGAAACGCGACACUCGUCUCAAUACCAGAAAAAACUAUCCUAUCCCAUACACACAUGAAAUCAUGUUUGAGACAACGUUGUUCCCUGUUUUUACAAUUGAAGGGAAGGUGAACGAUCAAGCUCUUAGGUUUACCAUUGAUAUGUGUGUAGAUCAUCCCUGUCUUGAUAUCAGAGCCUUCCAGUUCAGUGUACAAUUAAAUAGACGCCAAGUGGUCAGGUCCCACAAGAUAGGGAGAGGUCAGCCUUGGUCGAAUCAGGAAACGUACGGCAUCAUGCCUUUCACUCGAGGGAAAUCCUUCAGAAUGAAGAUUACUACUGACAGUGAAAAGUACAGAGUUUAUGUCAAUGAUCAAUUCUUCUGUGAUUACAAACAUGCAGUUCCACUUCACACCAUUAAAUUCAUUAAAAUUGCAGAGAGUGUCAAACUCAAUAGAUUUUCAGAGCAGAUUAUCACUCCUAUUGCCUUUGACCAUCGAGGACCUGGACAGAACGCUACAUCUCUCUUUUUGACAAAAAGCCUGAAGACGGGAGAUAUUAUCCAACACUAUGUCACAGUUAACCCUGAAAUUUGGAGAUAUGGAUUUAUAUAUUUCCAGCUUAACUUGUAUGAAAAAACGGACAACCCGGUGGAGUCAAAGAGGCAUGUCGGCUUCCUCUACAGAAAGAAUGGACAAGGCACCUUGACCUGUUCAAACACUGCCAGACAGUGCUACGAACGCAUUAUAGCUACCCCAGCAAACAUCUUCCAGCCGUUCACGUUCUCGUAUGAAAUAUUUCCAACAUUUGUUAAGGUCUACUUCAAUGAAGAAUACUCUAACCAGCAAGCUGUGUUUGAUGCCAACCUGAAUAUGCUCUUUAUGUUUGGAUGUUUUUUGAACCACACCCUGGAGUACAUUCCUUCACCUUGAGAUGAGACGUCUCCAAGCCGAAACACAUUGUAGAAAUUCAAUCUUUACAGAAGAAAUAGGUUU
Molecule: messenger RNA, 1210 nt
Organism: Physella acuta
Lineage: Eukaryota; Metazoa; Mollusca; Gastropoda; Physidae
Molecular function (GO): carbohydrate binding
Source: RefSeq, a predicted model, not a curated record